AUGGCUAAAGCAAAGAGCCAGAAAUCAAGAAUUUCUGUAGUUACGGUUAAGAACAUUGACGCGUUGCAUCGCGUUUACGUCGUUUCUUCUGCCCAAGUUGACGACUAUUCUCGUACAUAUGAAGUCCAUAUCUCAAGAGAACCGUCGUGUAAUUGUCCACAGGGACUAAAAACCAAGAAAGAAAUAUGCAAACAUAUCAUUUGGGUCUAUUUAUUUGUCCUCGGAGUUCGUGAAACUAGUAGUUUACUCAACCAAGUAUAUCUUUCAGAAGACGAGAUACGAAAGAUGUUCGUCAAUAUUCCGCCAAUCUCACCUGCUGCUGUCGGAACGAUGGGGGCAUCUUGUCCUGCCGAACAAACUGUGCAGAAUGAUCGUUGUUUCCAUGAGCCGAAGUCGACUAACUAUGAACCAGCGAGUGAAGCAAAUGCCAGAAGUCCCUUUCUUCUUAAAUUUUUGGCGUCUAACGUGAAGGUAUGCGCUGGUUGUCCUCGCCCAAACAACACGUUCAGGGCACAUGAAUUACAAGAUCCACCUGCCCCUUACAAUAUGGUUAUUUGUCAUAAGGAGAUACGACAAUGGAUAGAGGACGGUGAAGUUCGACGAAGUCCUACAGUCCAAAAUACCUAUUAUCAUGCUGACCUGAAAUGCGUCCGGAAAAACAACCCUACAUUUGAAAAGAACUUGUUAGUCAUUCCAGCAGCAAUGAAAAAUGAGCUGAAACUAGAGCAUAAACUCUACCUUCGCCUGCACUUUGAUAUUGAUAUUUAA
Molecule: messenger RNA, 768 nt
Organism: Paramuricea clavata
Lineage: Eukaryota; Metazoa; Cnidaria; Anthozoa; Malacalcyonacea; Plexauridae
Source: the annotation of a GenBank genome assembly